Bactrocera dorsalis (oriental fruit fly) is the source of this 8095-nucleotide messenger RNA. It is a transcript of the gene Tm1, whose product is annotated as tropomyosin-2. Gene Ontology annotation, biological process: actin filament organization; muscle contraction. NCBI's taxonomy places the organism in Eukaryota, Metazoa, Arthropoda, Insecta, Diptera, Tephritidae. The coding region runs from base 3933 to 6551 and encodes 872 amino acids. Gene Ontology annotation, cellular component: actin filament. The transcript is spliced from 8 exons. The record is from RefSeq and is a predicted model, not a curated record. Gene Ontology annotation, molecular function: actin filament binding.
UUAAGAUUUUAAGGUAGAAAUACGUAUGUAUAUUAUCUUAUAUUAUAUAGACUAGUUCAAUAUUUCCAUAAUUUACUUUUCAUACCUAUUAAAUAUAUCUAUAUAUGUAGAUAUACAUAUAAGAAAUACUCAAAUACUCAAUAUACUCUAAAUACUAUAUUAUUCCAUGAUCUCCAAUGUAUGAAAUAGGAGUGUUAAAAACUAUAGUAUAUGUGCAUUUUGUUUAUUUAAAAUGAAAGAGUGCCUUCGGUACAGCUUUUGCAUUUAUAAAAAUAUUAUUUUAGAGCCAUUAGCCUUUACAUGAGAUUAUUAUCGAUUAUCGAACGGACACGUUGAUGCCUGUCUACUAAAACGAGGGAACAUUACCGUAAUGGCACCUAUCAAUAUGCCAAACUUAAAAAAAUCACAAGUCUCGAACGCAUUAUGCAUUCAAAACGAUUAGCAUGAUAAAUGUGUGUAUUUACAAAGAAUGCGCCAGUGUUAUUAGAACAAACGAGCAGCGGCAAUAAAUUAACAUAGCAGCGCUAACAUAACAUUGGCUGACAAUGAAUACCGUGCAUAUUUCAAAUUGGCUAAAGUCCGCUGUCUGGCAGCGACGUUGUUGCUCGCGUUGCCAACUGCACAAACGACUCUUUGCUUGGUUUCCGUUGAUCUAUUUUUAAAACCAAAGUCUCAUCGGUAAUUUGUAGAAAAUUCGGAAAAUUCACACACAUACACAAAUGAAAUUGUGUGCACAAUACAUAUGUACAAAUGAAUAUGUGUAAAGGUGUAUAUGGUAUUAUGCAAAUUAAAAAAGAGUGCCGCCCAUUUCCAAAUACGGCGGAAAGAGUUUAAAGCCGUGGGAUUUUGAGUGAUUUCAAAAUAUCGAAUAACGCUACUCAGAGAGUAGAGAAUAGCAAGUUUUUUCUUUCCAUAAGCGCAUGCGUUUCUUGAGAUACUCAAUGCAAGUUGUUUAUUUAUGUUAUAGUUGGCAAAAAUUUACCAGAUUGAAAAUUUUAGAAAGAAAUAAAUAAGUAUGUAUAUUGGAAAUAUCGAAAUAUAAAAAACUUUGAAAUUGGAGCGUAUUUAAUAUUAACAUACGAAUACUUUCAUUAUAAUCAACGCUGGAAUUAAGUAUUAUUUUGAGAUGAGUAAAUUUUGCAUAAACAAUUUUUAAAUUUGCGGCGCACAUGUUUUGUGAAAAGGAAGUACAAUACACACAUAGUAUGUAUGUGUAUGAAUGUAUGUAAAUAUGUUUAUUCGCCGUUUUCACGUAAUAUGCACGCACAUAUGUACAUUUUCUCUAACGGCACUUAAGAUGUUAACAAACUUAAUUGUUAUCUAAUAUACAUAUCUCCACACAUACAAAAUCACGUGUAAAUAUGUAUUACGUGUGUGUAAUUGUAUAACCAAAUGCAACUUUUCAACUUUUUUCUGGCUUGCUAAAAAUUAAUGGGUUUAUGCCUGUAGCUUGUAUAGAAAAUUAUAAAGCGUAGAUAACAUUUUGAAAUGUUGUUAAUUAAAAGAAAAAAGAAACAUUUUUCAAAACAAAAAUAUAAAAUGACUACAUGCCGGUGCGCCUGUACAAACAAAUUUAAUUGCGAUACAUACAUACAUACAUUCAUAUGUACAUAUGCAUGGUGAGUAAUGCAUAAGCACAACAACAAACUGACUUAUGGAACGCUAUAGGAAAAACUACACAUAUGUACAUAUAUGUACAUACAUAUAACACACACUGUUCGCUGAAUAAGCACACACAGUUAUUUGAAAUACAUAUACAUACUUGUACAUACAUAUACUUGUGUGUAUAUAUGUAUGUACAUAUAUAGCGAUAUAAAACAAAUUCCAUAUGAAAAUACUCGCCUGAUGACACAGAGCAAUGAAUUGGCGUUGACUCUCUUCGUCGGCGACCUCGACUGAGAGAAAGUGGAGCACAUAUACAAGUGCCCAAGCACAUGGCUAAAAUAUAUGUACAAACAUACAUUUGUGCUCGUCCUCUCCCACAUAUCCAUUGGUUAGCUAUAGGGCGGGCGUGCGCACCGCUAAUUUUACUGUACGAUCACAGUGGGGUCGAUUGGUUGAUGGUCGACGGUCACGAAUUGUAGUGUGCUGCAGCCGGCUAGUCAAGCGGAUAAUUCGUAAGAGACGACAAAGAGAGUAGGAGCGAGUUAUUAGAAAGUUUAGCUAAAAUUUUUACAAUUAUUACAUAUGGCUAUACAUAAUACUAGCUAUACACAUUUGCCAACUCUUCCUCAACAUAUAUUUAUUAGAUCACUGGGAGUGUAACGUACGCAACCGGCUAGUCAUAGUAGGGGGUGGUGUUUCGUGUGAGUCAAGCAUUUUGCACAUAUCACUCAAAUAGCAGGAGUGUAUGCAGAGAGUGCCGACGGUGACGAUCAUAUGGAGCAGGAGUAGUAAUUAGGUGUACAUAUGUAUGUGACGGUCAAACUUAUGUACAAUUUAUAUAUACGUAGAGGCAUAUGCAAGAGAUACAUUACGUGCCACAACUAGCGCGCAUAGCGGCAACCACGGGAACGGCAAUAGAGCAGAAGCUGAAGCAACCGCCAACAGUUAUGGUUAGAAGAAGCAACAGCAGAAAUUAAAUCAUCGUAGAAGUGAGGCCAACAAUACCGCAUAAUUAAAUUGAAGAGUGUUUUAAGUAGUUAAACAAAUAUGUGUGGCAGCGUUUUAAAAGGAGCAGCUUUUAAAUUAAAACAAUAAUUACAUACAUGUAAUAAUGUAUAACUGAAAACUCUAUUUUUAUUUAAUGUCAGUUAAAUAAAAUUUUAGAGUUGAACUGAACAAAAAAAAAAAAAAAAUUGGCGUAUUUGCAAAAAAAAAAUAAAUAAAUAAAGAAAAAAAGCAAAUACAUUCCAAUGAAAAUUUUGUAACUGAGUGAUUGCAGCGCGGCGAUAUUCCUAAGCAUUGCAAAUAUUAGCGCAAACUCAAAUACAACCGGAAACCUAAAUAAGUUUGUACGUGUGUAAUUAAAUAACUUUACGCGUUAUAUACGCAUACAAAUAUACAUACGAAAUUAAACCAAGUAUUACCAAAUCACGCAAACUCUACGUAAACGGGUGUGAUAUAAACGUCAGUAUCAUAGAUAAUGCAUACAUUGUAUGUAUCUAAAUAUAUUUACAUAUGUAUAAAUGUAUGUAUGUAAGUAAAUAGUGGUACGAUUAUGUUCAUACAUAAAUACAUAUGCGUAUAAACAGUAAACAUCAAUUGUAAUUGAAACAAAACAGUGAAAUUUUAUGUAUGUAUGAGAUACAUACAUAUGUAUGUGUAUUCACAGCAAAAGAAACAUCAACAUGAUUAGACAAAAAAUGUUUUGAUGAAAAGUAACUAAGCCCAUAUUGAUCAGCAAAUAAUAGAAAAGUCAAUGCAGUAUUUGUGGGAUAAAGAGAAAGUGCAUGUACGCAUGAACUUUGAAAUGGAAAAUAUACAUAAAUCAUAAAUAUACAAAAACCAAUAUAAAUAAAUCAUAGAAAUAAUUUAAUGCACAGAAAAACAUUCAAAGAUGCUCAAUAGAUUACUGAAGUAAAGAUAAACCAGCAACAGUAAACGAGCACACAGUUUUGGAGCGAAUCAAAUGUAAAUUCAAAUGAUAACAGCACAAACUCCAUUCCAACAAAAUAAAAACAUUACGAAGUGGAACAUUUGUUGUAUGCACAAGCUGUUAUCAGCCGUUGAUAUUUAGAAUUUGGCAGUGCACUAUAUAAAACCGUGUACUGUAUAAAUUAAGCUGCAAGCUGGUUUUCGUGAACCAUAUUUGUAGUUCCCCAUUUGCAAGAACAUGUGCAGCAGUUAAACUCUAUACACUAAAAUAAAAUAAAAAACACAGCUUCUUUUCUAAUAUACGAUAGUGCAGAUCACUUAUGAACUCAUAUUGAAUUGUCCGCCUGAGAUUUUUGUGCGCAAAUCGAAAUACUCUUGCAACGAGCAAACUCAUUAUGGUUCAAGGAACACUGUGCGAACAUAAAACAAAUACAAACGCAUGGCAAACAGUGAGCUAUAGUAAAAAACCGCAAACGAAAAAUCACCUUAAAGCAAAAGGUGGAGGUGGUGGUAGUAUCGAUAAGUCAAAUGUACAAAUUAAAAAUACAUUGAACAAAAAUUCGUUAGCAAAACCGAAAUCGCAAACUACUACAUUGCUUUUGAAAGCGGCAGCGAAUAAUCAAAACAUCUCAAGGACGAAAACGUCAAAAACUCAAAAGCUGAAUUUGGCACAAUCAAAUAAUGCCACAGUGAAGCAGAAAACAGCACCCACUGUUGGCAAAACAAACACAGCGAUAGCUGCAGUUGGCAGCAUACCAACUCAGCAGCAACAACAAACACUGCGUAAUCGACAGCAGCAGCAGCAACAACAGCAACACGUUCAGCGGCAGCAAUCGCCCUUGUUGUAUGUUCGUCGUCGGCGAGUAAAUCACGAAAUCAGACAAAUUAAACGUGCUCAUCGCCACCUAUUGACAAGUGGCGGGUGCGACUGGCAGCACCGCCAAGCGACCGAUAGUAGUGGUACUGGUGUGGCAACCUUACGCAAGCAAGACGUCAAGUGUCAAACGAAGGCCAAUAACAACUGUAGUCAUUCGAACAGCUGUCGCUGUACAGCGACAAAGAAGAAACAGCAAAAGUGUCAUCCAUCGCAACAACAAAAGCAACAGAAGAGAAAAUUGCAAAAUUUAGUGAAAAAUGCCCACAGUGGCGGAGGAGCAGGUAGUAAUAGCAGUGGUAAAUCAAAGCAGGAGAAAGGUAAACAACAAAUUGGCAUUGAACGUAUUGGUACUGUGAAAUCGAAGGAAUCCUAUGCAGAAUCUGUUAUCUCCUCGCGUUGGGAUUCAAUCGAAGAACAAUUAAAUUAUCUGGAUAAAUUACUGUAUUUCUGUGAAGACGAAGAAGAUGCCUGUUGUGCAUGGAAUUGUAAUAUAAACAAAGCUUACGAUUGCUGUAGUGAAAGAGCAAAAUCAGAGGAAAUUUAUUACGAAGGUGACGUCGACGACGACUACGAGAGUGACUGGAGUACUGAUUGGAGCCAAUCAGAUAUGUCAACUACAGAUAAGAGCGUAGAUGAUGCAGACAUGCAAUCCACAACAAGUGGUGCAGGAUCUGCAUCCACAACUACGUCACCUGUUGUUCCUACCUCACAUAGACGACGCGGUCAUCAGCAUCAUCCCCGUUUUUCGGGCACACGCCGUCCAAAUAUUCCAAAUGUUCAGGAAAUACUUGCUGCAUUAUAUCGAGGUGAUUCACAAAGUGUUCUCACCAACUUACGUCAAGCCACUCAGGCAGUACAAGAAGAUAGCACCUUGUGCGUAGGUGGCGGUAGCGAUGUAGAAACAGUAUCUUCCACAAUGGGAGAUUCACAAUAUACGGAUGAACCAGAUGAAGACUUGGAAUUACAGCUUUCAAAAACAUCAAUGCUGAACUUACCUUUAACCGACUCAGUAACCACGUCGAUGGGCAGCAACAGCCCAACUCCCACGGAUGAAAGCAGUAUGGUUGAUGAAGGCGUGGUAAGCGCACAAACGCCCACCAGCAAUACUGAAGCUGAGAGUGUGACUCCGAAAUCACAAAAAAGCAAAUCUAAACGUGAUAAAAGUGAAAAACUUGAUCGCUCAGAAAAAAAGAAAAGGACAAAGAAGGAUAAAAGUAAACGUGCAUCAGUUUGUUCCGAUGCAGAUGGUAAUAUAGUUAGUUCAGGCGAAGCGCAUACCGCGGCAGAUGAGGGUAUCGCCAUUGAUGAUGAGGAUGUACAAGCAGCUGAGUGGGCGAAGUUACGUUGUACUAGCGAAGCCGCGGAAAUUGUUGCAGAGCGUGAGGCGCGUCGAAAUAAAGGUCGUUGCGCCGACUAUCCUGGACUUGCUUUUGGUCGUUCCAUAUUCAGCUCUGAUACCAUGAUGAAGUUCAAUAUCAUACGUAACGAAUUGCAUAACAUCAUGAAAACGCAGCUUAAACGGGCCGAAUCAGAAGUAGCUGCAUUGAAUCGUCGCAUUCAAUUGCUCGAAGAAGACUUGGAACGUUCAGAGGAACGUUUGGGAUCAGCCACAGCCAAGCUUUCGGAAGCUUCUCAAGCUGCCGAUGAGAGCGAACGGAUACGAAAAGCUCUUGAAAAUCGUACAAAUUUGGAAGAUGACAGAGUAGCUAUUUUGGAAACUCAAUUAGUCCAGGCAAAAUUAAUUGCCGAAGAGGCCGAUAAAAAAUAUGAAGAGGUUGCCAGAAAGUUAGUCCUCAUGGAACAGGAUUUGGAACGUUCCGAGGAAAAGGUUGAACUUAGCGAAAGCAAAAUUGUGGAGCUUGAGGAAGAACUCCGCGUUGUUGGCAACAACUUGAAAUCCCUGGAAGUAUCAGAGGAAAAGGCCACGCAAAAAGAGGAAACUUUCGAGAGUCAAAUCAGACUUUUGGAUCAUCAGUUGAGAGAGGCUGAAGCUCGUGCUGAAUUCGCUGAACGUUCCGUUCAAAAAUUGCAGAAGGAAGUCGACAGGCUCGAAGAUGAUCUGGUAAACGAACGCAAUAAGAACAAACUGCUGCAGGAAGAGAUGGAAGCCACUCUGCAUGAUAUUCAAAAUAUGUGAAUAUCAUAAGCCACAUCAACGCCACUGCCACUCCCACUCGCUCUCCAUUGUGGCCUCCUCCUUCACAUGUAUACAUGCAAACAUACUUACAUACUUACUGUUUUAGUAUGAUAAAUCAAUGAAACCGCUGCAUAAAAUAACCACAACAAAAACAACCAUUGUAAUAAAAAACAGCAACUCGAUGAUGUCUACAAAAGUAUGCAAGAAUACAUAUAUACAUACAUAACUACAUACAUAUAUAGUGCCUUUGCUGUCGUAUACGGUGGCUAAAAGGGCCUCCUAAAAACGAGCCGGCGGAGUGGGCAUCCUUCCAUAAUAUUAAAGUAAUUAAAUAAUUAUAAUUAUUAAAAAAAAAAGAAAAAAACAACGUUUUGUUGCAAAACGAAUAGUGCAGCGUUACAUAAACUAGAGCCACAACAGCAAUAUUAAAAUAUUUAAAAAAACAGUAGAAAUAAAUCGCAAUUUUUUUAAUUUUUUUUGGUUUGGUUGCGAUGGGUAGUAGCAACAAAUAAUUCCAUUCAUUUCCAUUUACAAAGUUUGUAUGCAAUACCAAUUUUUCUUGAUAAUUAUUGUAUAAUUCUACUAAGAAAAUUGUAAAUUAUUUAAGCUCGAGUCUAAAUUAUAUUAUUGUAUUUCGUACAUUCCAAUUAUUGUGUGAAAAAAUUCCGUUUUACGUAUACAAAAAUGUAUUAACUUUUCCGCUUCAAAAGAGUGCUAAAAUUUUAACGACAUACUAUAUGUAGUUGAUAAAAGUAAACGAGAAAUGUUAAAAUCUAUCCCUAUAUAAACCGAUGCAAAGUACUUUUUAUUAAUUGACAUUAAUUUAUUAAUUAUUUUGGCAAUAUUUUAUUUUUUUUUUUUAUAAAAUACUAUAAAUUAGCGUUUUGAUAUUUAAUUUGUAAAUUUUUUUUCUUAUUUUUAUUUUUUUGAAAUCACCAUUAUGCGCCUGUUGCUAAGAAACAAUUUAAAGAUUUCAACUAAAACAUAUACAUACAUACACUACGUACAUACAAAUAAUGUUAUAACAAAUGCAUUAUUUCUUGAGUGAGGAGACAUUAAUUUAUAAUUUUAUUUUAAUUUAAACAUUUAUUGUUCUGUGCGCUCGUAUGUAUUUUUCUGUUUAAUGUUUAAAGCAAGACAAACAACUACUUCUAUGUAUUAAUAAUUAUUUACUUGAUUAUUUUAAAGUAAAAUACAUUUGCAAAAAAGACAAAACUGAAAAUGUUUAUAAUUUUAUGUGUAAUAUUGCUAACAUUUAAGUAUAUCUCCCACUGCCCUACUUCUCUUUCCUAUCCUUUCCCUUGAACUCCACAUCCCACGAUCCACAUGUAGACAUUCAAUUAGGAGAACAACAUACAUAAAUAGAGAACAAUUGUAAAAAGCAAGCCUACAAAUUGUUACAGAAACGCAACUCUUCGCUCGAGUUACAUAUUUACACGAGUUCAAUCAAAAUAAGAAGGCAAUUAUUUAUAUUUUUCCAAGAAAUGCAUUUACAUAUGAUUCAGCUGCAAUUUGCACAAAUAAAGUAUUUUUCCAAAAAUAAA